UUCUGCGGAACGGACAUGCCCCCCGCCAUCACGGCUACCCAGGACAUCCACAUCCGCUUCGUGACGGACGAGCUCAUCAGCGGACCCGGGUUCCAAUUCUCUUACAUCGUCCAACAUGAACUGGCCGGCGGUGGUCCUUGUGGAACUCAUCUGCACGACAGUUACGGCGUGGUCACAUCGCCAGGUUACCCGGACAGCUACCAGAGUAACAUGGACUGCACGUGGACCAUCCACGGUGGUGGCUAUGAGAUCACCCUGACUUUCACCGACUUCGUGCUGGAGAACGGCGGCUACUACUCCGGCUGCUACGACUAUGUCGAGAUCUACGAUGGCAGGGAGAUUGUCGGUACAUACUGUGGGACUGAUACCCCACCCACCCUCACCACUACCAAAGACGUUAGGAUCAAACUGGUGACUGACAGCAGUCUUCAGCGUCCAGGAUUCAGGUUCCACUACCGUGUGGCGGUACCAUCUAGUACUUUCAAACCAGAGCCAGAGAAAACCACCAUGAAGCCAGAGGGAAGCGGAGAAGGCAGCGGUGAUGACUUCAUAUUCUAGAGACUAUGCUACCCAUUGGCCAAGCAACAGGAUGUCCUGAUAUCACUGUAACAAGGGAUGCGUUUAGUUUUUACUUUACAUGAGUGUUUACUUUAUACAGAUGCCUUGAGGAAAAUAAAA
Branchiostoma floridae (Florida lancelet) is the source of this 678-nucleotide messenger RNA. RefSeq names its product tolloid-like protein 1. The record is from RefSeq and is a predicted model, not a curated record. The transcript has 4 exons. Lineage: Eukaryota; Metazoa; Chordata; Leptocardii; Amphioxiformes; Branchiostomatidae. Bases 16 to 558 code for a protein of 180 amino acids.